AUGGACAGCCCUUCCGGUCCUUCGUCGGCCAACCGGGAUUUACAACCCUCGAUUCGGCGCAGCAGGGUCGUCGAGGGAUCAUGCUGGACUUGUCGAAAACGCCGGGUCAAAUGCGAUAUCCGAAAACCGUCGUGUACGCGGUGUCUCGAUGCUGAGCAGCCUUGUUCAUACAGCGCCACUCCCCCUAUCAAAUGGGUUGGGGGCAUUUCGUCCCGUAGACGUCUCGCCAGUGUCGGCAAUCCUUCUGCAUUCCGUGGGUUGAGUCUGCCAGGCUCGGUCUCUCCCAGUACCCAGCCCCUGGAUAGAAGUGAACUGAGGCUGUAUUUUUCUGAUGUCGUCCUGCCUCGUUUUGUCGUCAACGAGUCGAUAGAAUGGGACUUGGAUGGCGUGCUGCAAAAUGAGUCGCUCCUUGAAGCCGUCACGGCGGUUUCUCAAGCACACUACGCUCGCUAUUCGAAAGUGGAUGUAUACGAUGUUACAGCUGUCCGCAAAAACGCCCGGUAUACUGCGAUUGAGGCCUUUCGACGGUGUUUGCAACAAGGCUUGCAAUCUGAUGGCUCUGUGCAGAUGCUUUUUGCCGUUAAUAUCCUCUUCUGUAUGCUCGAUGGCAUGAUAGAGCCUUCUGACGAGCACAACGCUUCGACAUGCCAUCUACGCGGCGGUUGGGCUAUAUUACACAAUUGGCCAAACACCCCGACAAGAAUGCUCCUACAGGACGGUCUGCAAGCUCACCUGCUGUCGAUUUAUGGCACCAUGGAUCUCGUACAUGCCUUGCUCAGUGGCGAUAAGCCCUUCUUCCAGUCCACCAUAUGGGUCAUGUUUUCCGGUCUGCAGACCUGGUUUGGCAGACUGCCAGCUGGUGACAGAUUUUUGGAGAUUCUAACAGCCUUCGCAGACAUGGCGUCACUUGGCAAUUUAGUCCAUGCUAGUCUGCCUCUCGACAGUGUAAGCCUGGUGUCGAAAUGUUUGACAAAAAUCGAGGCUAUCUUCGAUUCAAGGGAUAUGCAGGAUAACAGGGAGUAUUUCGGUCGAACAAAUACGUCCCCACCUUCUCCAUGGGCAACUUUCUGCUCAAUCUACGAAAUCUGCGGAGUCAUAUACUUGCAAAGGGCUUUGCGAUUGCGGCCUGCAGACGACGAGGUGGUCCAGAGAGCAGCUCGACGCGGAGUUGAAAAGGUGAUUGACCCAAACCUUCCCGGGAUCAUGCGUCACUGUGUUAUCUUCCCAAUGUUGGUCAUUGGCAGCCACUGCACCUUGGCCCAGGAUCGCCAGGCCAUCCUUCAGGCUCUCUCCCCAAGCAGUUCGUAUCUCAGCUUCGGAAAUAUGCAGUUGAUGGCCGAUUUCUUGAGAGAAACCUGGGCCCGAGAGGCAACCAAUAAGAAUUGGUGGGAUCUUUUUUCUUCGUUAUCUGAGAAGGCUUUUCUCUUCUAA
Molecule: messenger RNA, 1431 nt
Organism: Metarhizium brunneum ARSEF 3297
Lineage: Eukaryota; Fungi; Ascomycota; Sordariomycetes; Hypocreales; Clavicipitaceae
Biological process (GO): regulation of DNA-templated transcription
Molecular function (GO): zinc ion binding; DNA-binding transcription factor activity, RNA polymerase II-specific
Source: RefSeq, a predicted model, not a curated record